AUGAGCACUCGAGUCAUGCACGACAUGCAUGACAAACCUGGCAAAAUUCCAGACCUCGACGCUUUUGCAUUUGGUAGGCCGUUGAUGGCGUUAGUCGGCCACGUUGUGUACCCGUGUUUUUUGGUGUUGUGGAAGUCCAGCCGCGGGAGGUUUUUCAUGCACCACCUCUCGUGCUCCGCGAAGUGCUUGUCCUCUUUUUUCUGCUCCUUUUCUCGCGCCGUCGCCUGGAGCCACUGCGGAACCGGUGCUCUGAAGAUGUUGUUAGAAGUCUCGUCC
Messenger RNA from Amoebophrya sp. A120, 276 nucleotides. NCBI's taxonomy places the organism in Eukaryota, Dinophyceae, Syndiniales, Amoebophryaceae. The record is from the annotation of a GenBank genome assembly.